CGUAAGAGGAAAAAAAAGGUGGCGUAGAAGAAAUUGGCCAUGUCUGCAUACCACGUUGUUCCUCCAAAUCUGAUUCUCACUCCGAAGCUCUACCUAUAUCUUCGAGAGUAUUUACACCUUCGAUCAGCAGCAGCUUUUAAUCUGCAUCCAAAUCCAGCUCCACCACUCACUGAUUUACAGUCGUCCACGCCAAACAACAAUCAAGACCCCUAUCAUGUCAUCACAACAAGUCAAGACCAGGCCACAACAGCCAGCCAGGGCGCCUUCCUCAUCAGACACGCCCAGGGAACACCGGAAAUGGGCUCUGGAUCGGAAAACCGGAAAAGAGCACGUCAUGUUCUCAGCGUUCGUCGCUCGAUUCGGAUUCUACGACAGGACAGACGCCCAUCGCGCGUACAGUAACCUGCUCGACUGUGGCAAAAUCAAUAAACAACGUUUGAGAAGAAUACGAUCGGACUAUGAGUAUUUCAAAAGCAACAUCGAGGACUUAUUUUGGUCCAGACGACUCAAGGAUAAGAGCACUGAGAUUGUUGUCAGUAAAGGUGCAGGAGGCAGGUCUCAAGCAGGUGGAUUCGAACAUUGAGCGACAUAUAGACAUUCGACUAAAGAAACCUAAGACCAAUGGUCGGCACAGAGAUGAAGCGACAGCGACCGAAGUCUCUGAGGGCGACAUGAAGAGCAUGAUCAGUCAGAAGGGCGUUACUUUUGUCGAAUGUGAUGAACUGGAUGAGUUUGAGGAACCUGAGGUGACUAAGGAUGCUGACUGGUCUGCGGAUGCAGUGGGCCUUGCGGAAGAAGAGGGCUUUCAGGAUGCUGAACCAUUCACGGAUACUGAGGGUGCUGAGGGCGAUGAGAUGACUCAGUUUGGAUCGUAUACUAAGGAUGCUGUAGACUCUGAAGGCCACGUCAUGAAUGACGAGCUCAUUGAUGAUAGAGAGGAACUGCAGGAGAUUGAGGAGGUCAUUGCCUCAGGGCAGUCCCCAUUUCUGCCCUUGCUGGAGUAUGUGUACAGAAAAGUGCAAGGCCAAGAUACAGAGUUACCACCAGUCCCCUCCAGCUUUAUCUGCCAAGAAUACAAGGAGCUUUACCUGUAUGCCCACAACAAGCUAAUGUCAAGAGAACAGAACAAAGGCAAGGGCAAGGGCAAGGACAGAAGUCGGGCGUACCGUGUGGAUAAAGAAGUUUUGUAAGUUGAAAAAGCAGUCGUAAAUGAGCGUCCAGGAUUCAGCAUCUAGAUCUAACCAUGGCUUGUUGGCUUUCGCUGGGCGAUAGGGUGGCCUUAAGCGGAAUUGUAA
This is a messenger RNA of Gamsiella multidivaricata, 1295 nucleotides long. RefSeq lists its product as uncharacterized. NCBI's taxonomy places the organism in Eukaryota, Fungi, Mortierellomycota, Mortierellomycetes, Mortierellales, Mortierellaceae. The record is from RefSeq and is a predicted model, not a curated record. The coding region runs from base 459 to 1190 and encodes 243 amino acids. The transcript is spliced from 3 exons.